CACUACUGUCAAACGGUGUCAAAUGUCAAAGCGUUGGAAUUAUAAAAGUUGUUUAUGCGUUGUUGGUUGAUUCCGAAGCCCGCAGAUGACUUAAAUCGCAAUGGCCACUUCCAAAACCACGAAUACGUACAAUAGGCAGAACUGGGAGGAUGCGGAUUUUCCGAUUUUGUGCCAGACGUGCUUAGGCGACAACCCCUACAUACGAAUGACUAAAGAAAAAUAUGGCAAGGAGUGUAAAAUUUGCUCAAGACCUUUCACAGUAUUCCGGUGGUGCCCCGGUGCUCGAAUGCGCUUCAAAAAGACCGAAGUUUGUCAGACUUGCAGUAAACUGAAAAAUGUUUGUCAGACGUGCCUCCUAGACUUGGAAUACGGGUUACCAAUACAAGUGCGCGAUGCGGCUCUCAAAUUGAAAGACGACUUGCCCAAGAGCGAUGUGAAUAAAGAGUAUUACAUACAAAACAUGGAGAGAGAGCUCCAACGUUCCGACUCUGGUGUCUUAACCAACAAAUUAAACGAACCAAAUGACUUGUUAAUGCGUCUUGCACGCACAGCCCCCUACUAUAAACGAAACAGGCCCCAUGUGUGCUCCUUCUGGGUGAAAGGCGAAUGCCGACGUGGUGAAGAGUGCCCCUACAGACAUGAGAAACCCACAGACCCUGAGGACCCUCUAGCUGAUCAAAAUAUUAAGGAUCGCUAUUACGGUGUCAACGACCCCGUAGCCGACAAACUACUGAAACGGGCCGCCGCCAUGCCGGCGCUGCCGCCCCCAGAAGACAAAACCAUCACCACUUUGUAUAUUGGCAAUUUAGGCAACCUCACAGAGCAGGAUAUCAGGGACCACUUCUACCAAUACGGCGAAAUCCGCUCCGUGAGCUUAGUCCCUAAGCAACAAUGCGCUUUCGUCCAGUACACGACGAGAGCGGCGGCGGAGACGGCGGCCGAAAAAACUUUCAACAAGUUGAUACUAGGGGGGCGGCGGCUGACUAUUAAAUGGGGGCGGUCGCAAGGCCGCGCCGGUCCGUCUAUUAAUCCGGGAUUGGAGGCCUACGAGCCCGUGCCGGGGCUACCAGGGGCGUUGCCCGAACUCAGUAAUAAUUUCUUCAAUCUGGAACCGGGACACAUUCCGUUACCGAAUAUGCCGCCGCCGCCGUCUCUCAUCGUGCCGCCUAUGUUCGGGCCGCCGCCGAUGCCCCCGUUCUUCUUCAAUCCGCCGCAGAUCUCGGCGUACGUGCCGGCCCCGGCGGCGGCUAGCACCAGCACGGUCACUAGUGAGGCGGCGGCGAAAAGUGCCGUUCAUUACCCGAGUCAGGAUCCGUCGAGGUUGGGGGCGACGCAGUUACAUGCGGAUAGGCAAGAGUAGGGUUUUUUACUAUGAAGGUGUAAACUUUUUUAUUAAAGUGAUUAUGACAUG
Molecule: messenger RNA, 1411 nt
Organism: Zophobas morio
Lineage: Eukaryota; Metazoa; Arthropoda; Insecta; Coleoptera; Tenebrionidae
Product: pre-mRNA-splicing factor RBM22
Exons: 5
Coding region: 101-1360 (419 amino acids)
Cellular component (GO): U2-type catalytic step 1 spliceosome; U2-type catalytic step 2 spliceosome; Prp19 complex
Molecular function (GO): pre-mRNA binding; metal ion binding; U6 snRNA binding
Source: RefSeq, a predicted model, not a curated record